This is a messenger RNA of Brassica napus (rape), 1422 nucleotides long. RefSeq names its product UDP-galactose/UDP-glucose transporter 7. Bases 259 to 1230 code for a protein of 323 amino acids. The transcript is spliced from 7 exons. NCBI's taxonomy places the organism in Eukaryota, Viridiplantae, Streptophyta, Magnoliopsida, Brassicales, Brassicaceae. The record is from RefSeq and is a predicted model, not a curated record. Gene Ontology annotation, molecular function: antiporter activity; UDP-galactose transmembrane transporter activity; UDP-glucose transmembrane transporter activity. Gene Ontology annotation, cellular component: Golgi apparatus.
GAAGGUUGCUGACUUUUCAGUGUUGACUUAUUACUCCAGACUCGAGCUCGCUCAAGAUCCUCAAUCCCAGGAAAAUCAGAGAGCAAGAAACUGAAAAUGAAAAGCUGAUUAAACAAUCAAUUUUAAUCGAACUAUCUCCUUGUAAUGCGUUUGAAUCACGUUGAAACGCGAUAGGAAACGUGUUUCCUAAGGAAUCGUUUCGCGAUUGUUCUCAGAUCUCUGUGCAUAGAUUUAGAUCUCGAAAGCACUCUUCUUUCCAUGGAGGUUCAACCCGAGAUGGAGCCCACCUCGUCCAUUAGUUUAAUCGCAGCUGUUUCUUAUGGCAUUGCAUCAAUGGCAAUGGUCUUUAUCAACAAAGCUGUGAUCAUGCAGUAUCCACACUCCAUGACUGUUCUUACACUACAGCAAUUGGCUACUUCUUUGUUUAUACACUGUGGCAGACGAAUGGGGUAUACAAGAGCUAGAGGAAUUGAUUUGGCUACUGCUAAAAAGCUUCUUCCCGUUUCGAUCUUCUACAAUGCUAAUGUUGCAUUUGCUCUUGCAAGUUUGAAAGGAGUCAAUAUUCCUAUGUAUAUCGCUAUUAAGAGACUCACACCACUCGCUGUUUUGAUUGCUGGUUAUCUCUUUGGUAAAGGCAAACCAACAACUCAGGUUGCUCUAUCUGUACUACUGACAGCUGCAGGUUGUGUUAUUGCAGCUCUUGGAGAUUUUUCUUUUGAUCUUUUCGGGUAUGGUUUGGCUUUAACAUCUGUCUUCUUCCAGACCAUGUACCUCGUGCUGGUAGAGAAGUCUGGUGCAGAAGACGGGCUUUCCUCAAUCGAGAUAAUGUUCUAUAACAGCUUCCUUUCCCUCCCAUUCUUGUCCUUUCUCAUCAUAGUUACAGGCGAAUUCCCAAACUCUUUAUCUCUACUACUUGCAAAGUGUUCGUAUUUGCCGUUCUUGGUGAUGCUUGUUCUUUCACUGGUUAUGGGAAUUGUCCUCAACUUCACCAUGUUUCUUUGCACCAUUGUGAACUCUGCACUAACAACAACCAUCGUUGGUGUCCUCAAAGGCGUUGGUUCCACUACGCUCGGUUUUGUCCUCUUGGGUGGUGUUGAAGUACAUGCUCUGAACGUGUCCGGUUUGGUGGUCAACACAGCUGGUGGUGUGUGGUACUCUUAUGCCAAGUACCGGCAGAAAAAGGCUAAACCGGCUAAGACAUUGUCUGAUUUGGAAGCUCAUAAAAAAUGAGAACUUCUGGUCCGAUUCGGUUUGCACACCAAAAAAUAAAUUUUAUAUUGCUUAGAAAAUUAAGAUAUAUAAAAAACCAUGGAUACAUUAGUCUUUUAAUUGAUAAAAAAGGUUAAAAAUUACAAACAAUACAAAACUUUGGUCUUUUUGUCAACUUUAAUCGAGUAUAUGAAUAUUGAAUGAUUGUGUCCA